AUGUCAGCUCUAGUUGUCCCUAACCUCAAUCAUGAACGAUCCAGUAGUCGUCGCAGCUCGCCAAAUCCUACCUCGCCACGUGUUGGACACAAAAGACAACGAAAUGGCGAAGCCGUCGAAGUUACUGCUAACAGUGGUAUGCAAACCCCAAUCACUGCUGAACCAGGGAGUGCUCAAAGACCAAGAUUCACCGCGGAUGCCUCUAUUGUCCUGGUCGGUAUUCGGGGCUCAGGCAAACGUUCGCUUGGGUUCAUAGCUGCCGCUGCUCUAGGACGACGCUUUGUCACGGAAGAUCAUUACUUUCAGAAUGCCACUGGAUUCUCACGACAAGACUAUUUACGAAUCCACGGUAGCGAAGAGUUUCACAAACAAGAUGUGGAGAUCUCGAGAAGCAUGCUCGAGGAAAAUCGCUCAGGAUGUGUCAUCGAUUGUGGUCUUGGUAGUCUGACUCGUGCAUUACAGGACUAUUUGAAAACCUAUUGCCAGACCAACCAGGUGAUCUACGUGCAAAGAGACAUGGCUAGUGUCACGAAAUUGUUGCGAUUGAGUGAAAGAUCAGCACAGAUGCUCGAAGCUGGCGACACCAGUCACCGAAAAUGUUCGAAUUUCGAAUUCUUCAACUUGGAAGAUGUUACCACGAACUCGCUUGAGAGUGACGAUGAUCGAGGUUCACCUACUUACUCUUUCAAGCUGCGAGACGCUCAAAUCGAUUUCUCGAAUUUUGUACAACGUUUGACUGCGCAAGAGGAGGCGAGUAACCAGGAUAAACCGUCAGCCUUCUCAAGAACCAUGCCCAUAGAGGAGAAACUCUUCACCCAUGCUUUAUUUGUUCAUCUGUCGACAUAUAGGCAUGGUCGAAUCGAUUUCUCAGCUCUGCAAGGUGGCGGCGAUGUUGUCGAGGUCAGGAUUGACGAGUGGCAGGAGGGCUCACCUCGUUUGAUCAGUCAACUCGUUGCAGAGAUCAGAAGAUAUCUGAGAGUACCUAUCAUAUGCUCAGCUACAUCCAUCAACUCGCAUUUUCACGUCAACACCUACUUCGCCGCUCUUAGGCAUGGCCUGAGGCUAGUACCAGAUUCGAUGGUUGUCGACCUAGCACUCGAAAAGAAUUGGCUUGCGGAGUUCGUCGAAAGAAGAUGCUGUACACAGAUCGUUGGUGCGAUCAGGUCUCCGAGGGCCGAUCUGUUGCUUGCUGCGAGCGAUCAGGUAAUUGUCCAGGUAGAGAAGGCACUUAAUCUUGGUAUAAAGCUCGUGCGUCUUUCAGCGCCGGCAGUCACCAGAUCUGAUAGUGACCAUUUUGAGCAGUUUUUGCGUGGUCUUAGACACAGGUAUUCAUCCAGAGUACACUUCAGUGCCUAUCUCGAGGAUAGACUAGGACGGACGACCCAAGUUUUCAACCAUAUUCUGACACCUGUAACUCACAAGGCACUGAGAGUCGAUACUAGCUCGACAAUGGACCUAGUACCGCAGAUUACCGCCUAUGAGGCCAUACAAGCCCUGUUUUCCAGCUUCAGCCUCGAUCCCCUCCAUUUCUAUGUAUUUGGCGCCAAUGUGUCCAGCUCGCUGUCGCCAACCAUGCACAAUGCGGCCUACAAAGCAAUAGGAUUGUGGCAUGACUACACACCGAUCAAUGUUGACGGCUGGGAAGAAAUUCAGUCACGAGCACGGAUGAUCGAUUUUGGUGGGGCCAGUAUCGCCCAGCCUUACAAGGUGAGGAUCGUUGACCAACUCACCAGUUUGAGCGAACAUGCUCAAGCUAUCGGUGCUAUUAACACCCUCAUUCCUCUUCGUCGUGAGCAUGGUCAGAUGAAUCACAACCCCAAUCAGGCGUUGUACAGAAACAGGGCGGGCUUCGUCUUCGGCUUUCAUGGAGACAAUAGUGACUGGAUAUCUAUACAGAAAAUGCUGAGCAAGAACUUGUCGCCUCGUAACGUUAUUCAUAAUAAAAGCACAGCGCUUAUUGUUGGAGCUGGUGGCAUGGCACGAGCAGCAGUCUACGCGCUGCUCCAAAUGGGAUGUCGUGCUAUCUUUGUUUACAAUCGUACUGUCGCUAAUGCUCGAAUAUUGUCCGAAUAUUUCUCUCGGUGGGCUGCCGCUCAAAGUUCUUCUAGCUCAGCUCAGGUACGGAUAAUUAAGGGCACCAAUGAACCGUGGCCGGCUGGAUUUGCCCAACCCACAACAAUCAUAUCGUGUGUUACGCACGAGAGGCUGCCUGGUGAGGAGCACGUAUCCGAUUUCACUGUCCCAGAACAGUGGCUUGGCUCAGAAACUGGAGGUACGGCUGUUGAGCAAGCAUACUACAUCAAUACUCCUUUUACCGAACAGAUCAAGCAGCUGCGUGCGACAACUGGUAAGCCAUGGGUCGUCGUGGAUGGGUUGGAGGUUCUACAUGAACAAGCCGCAGCACAAUUCGAGAUCAUGACCGGCAAGAAUGCUCCACGGAUGGUCAUGUGGAACGCGCUCCAAGAUGCAGUCACAGCAAGUGGUGGUAAAGUGUGA
Lithohypha guttulata is the source of this 2496-nucleotide messenger RNA. RefSeq lists its product as uncharacterized. The record is from RefSeq and is a predicted model, not a curated record. Bases 1 to 2496 code for a protein of 831 amino acids. Lineage: Eukaryota; Fungi; Ascomycota; Eurotiomycetes; Chaetothyriales; Trichomeriaceae. Gene Ontology annotation, biological process: chorismate biosynthetic process. The transcript has a single exon. Gene Ontology annotation, molecular function: 3-dehydroquinate dehydratase activity; shikimate 3-dehydrogenase (NADP+) activity; 3-phosphoshikimate 1-carboxyvinyltransferase activity.